Messenger RNA from Epinephelus lanceolatus (giant grouper), 6904 nucleotides. It is a transcript of the gene otud7b, whose product is annotated as OTU deubiquitinase 7B. Gene Ontology annotation, biological process: protein K63-linked deubiquitination; protein deubiquitination involved in ubiquitin-dependent protein catabolic process; protein K48-linked deubiquitination. Gene Ontology annotation, cellular component: nucleus; cytoplasm. Gene Ontology annotation, molecular function: DNA binding; zinc ion binding; cysteine-type deubiquitinase activity. The record is from RefSeq and is a predicted model, not a curated record. NCBI's taxonomy places the organism in Eukaryota, Metazoa, Chordata, Actinopteri, Perciformes, Serranidae.
GUUGUAAGUGGUGGAGAAAUUACUUUGUCGCUGGUGGUCCGGUUUGGGAUUUUACGCGUAGUUCCACCAGUGAAGAUGCUAAAAAGUUAGGAGGUGGUGUUCUUGGAAACGUAUAUGCUGCUCUCAAGUCGGUACUUGCUGGAAAACUACACGGGACGAUGAAAAAAACAUCCGCGAGGCCGUUAAAGGUGUGGCACGUAUAGCACGAGGUAGAGGACUGCUCCCCCCUCCCCCCCUUCCCGUGUUGCCCUGUAAGAGAGACCAGAGUCCGUGUUUUGUUUUUGUUUUGUUUUUUUUCUGCCCGGACACAACCCGCAACAUUGUGAAUUCAUGAUCACAUGACCGUGGAUAUGGACGCAGUCCUGUCCGACUUUGUCCGUUCCACUGGAGCUGAACCGGGAUUGGCCAGAGAUCUGCUAGAGGGCAAGAACUGGGAUUUCACUGCUGCCCUGAGUGACUUUGAGCAGCUACGACAGGUGCAUGCUGGGAACCUGACUUAUUCUUUCGCAGAGGACAGGACGUAUCUGCCACCCGAAAAGGAGAUGGCCAGGGUAGGGCGGCCUGUGCUCCACCGCCAAGAUGAGGUGGUGCAAGCAGCUACAGAAAAGCGUCUGUCGAGGGGAAUUUCCCACGCCAGCUCAACCAUCGUGUCCCUGGCGCGCUCUCACGUCUCAAGCACUGGAGGUAGCAGUAAUGAGCCACUUCUGGACACGCCCCUGUGCACUUUCCAACUACCAGACCUCACCGUGUACCGGGAGGACUUCCGUGGCUUCAUCGAGAGGGACCUUAUCGAGCAGUCCAUGAUGGUGGCCUUGGAGCAUGCUGGGCGACUGAACUGGUGGACUAAAGUGGUUUCAAACUGUCAGAAUCUGCUGCCGCUGGCAACAAGCGGAGACGGAAAUUGCCUGUUACACGCCGCCUCACUCGGUAUGUGGGGUUUUCAUGACCGGGACCUGAUGCUACGGAAGUCCCUGUAUGCACUGAUGGAUCACGGGUUGGAGAGGGAGGCACUGAAGCGCAGGUGGAGGUGGCAGCAGACCCAGCAGAACAAAGAGUCUGGUCUGGUGUACACGGAAGAGGAGUGGCAGAAAGAGUGGAAUGAACUGUUGAAGCUGGCCUCCAGUGAGCCGCGAAUACACUACAGCACCAACGGCACCAACGGGGCGGAGUCCUCAGAUGAACCAGUGUACGAGAGUUUAGAGGAGUUUCACGUCUUUGUCUUGGCCCACGUCCUCAGGAGGCCCAUCGUGGUGGUGGCCGACACCAUGCUGAGGGACUCUGGAGGAGAGGCCUUUGCUCCCAUCCCGUUUGGAGGCAUCUACCUACCACUGGAAGUGCCAGCUGCCAAGUGCCAUCGCUCGCCCCUGGUCCUGGCAUACGAUCAGGCACACUUUUCUGCCCUGGUCUCCAUGGAGCAGAGAGACAGCUCCAAAGAGCAAGCAGUUGUGAUCCCUCUCACCGACUCGGAGCACAAAAUGCUGCCUCUGCACUUUGCUGUGGAUCCUGGGAAAGAUUGGGAGUGGGGCAAGGAUGACACAGACAACGUGAUGCUGGCGAGUGUUGCUCUCUCUUUGGAGGCGAAGCUCCAGAUGUUACACAGCUACAUGACGGUCACCUGGCUGCCCCUGCCCUGUGAGCAAGCCCCUCUGGCCCAGCCCGAGUCGCCCACAGCAUCGGCAGGAGAGGAUGCCCGAACGCCUCCUGACUCAGGAGAGUCAGACAAGGAGUCAGUCAGCAGCAGCUCCAAUGGCAACGGAGACACAACCACAGGAUCAACGGUCAAUGGAGGAGGGUCCUUGGCCAAGAACAGCUCCUCUUCUUCAUCUAGUUCCUCCAGCAGUGGAUCGGCAGGGGCAGGGACGGGAACGGCGGGGAAGGACAAAACCAAGAAGGAGAAAGACAAGGAUAAAGACAAGAAGAGGGCAGACUCUGUGGCCAAUAAGCUUGGAAGUUUUGGCAAGAGUCUGGGCAGCAAGCUGAAGAAGAACGUGGGCGGACUGAUGACAGGAAAGAACGCUGGAGCCGGAGGUGCCAAGCAGGAGGGCGUGGAGAAGAAGAAGGGCUCGUUUAGGGGGAGGAAGGGCAGCAAGGAUAGCUCGCCUUCAGCCCACGCCUCAGAGGAUUCUGGGAAAGGCUCCCCCUCCUCAGGUAGCGAGCGUCUCAACGGAACAGGGAGCAGUAUGAGCAGCAGUGGUGGGAGCAGCACUGAGAGCGAGAACUACAAGUACAGUGCUGAUGUGAAGGUCAGCCUGGGCAUCCUGCGAGCCGCCAUGCAGGGUGAGAGGAAAUUCAUCUUUUCCAGUCUUCUCACGACCAGCAACAGACAGCCGUUCCAGGAGGAGAUGAUCCAGCGCUACCUCGCCGACGCAGAGGAGCGCUUUCGGGCUGAGCAAGAACAACAGCGCCGUGAAGCGGAGAGGAAGGGCGUCACCAAUGGCAUCCAGCCACCAAAGAAGGAGACAGUUGGAGGUUCAGAGCUGACCUACCGGCCUUAUGAGGCCAAAGAGGAGCUGUCGGAGAACUCGUCUCCUUCUUUCAACCAAGUCAAGUCCACUCCCUUGAGCCCCUCUAUGUACUCUGGUGUUGUGCCCAUCCCCCGGCCCUCCUUCAUAGACCAGCCUCCUGCAGCAGCACCCCUCACCCAGCACCUUCAUAUGCACGGCUACAUGGAUACUCGGCGCCAGCUAGCUGGGGGCUCCCCAGCCACCUCCUACCCCGGCCUCCCCUCUUACGCCACCCUUCCACGACACUGCCCUACAACGCAGGGUCCCUCCCAUCCCCAGUACAAUAACUCACAAGGCCCCGCCUCCCUGAGUCCCUCUCGACUCGCACCCUCGUAUCCCCCUGAGUUCGACCCACCGGACUACCCCGGGUCUGAACCCGCUACUGGAAGUUACACCAACGGCUUCCGGGACAUGCGCUCCAACUUAGACUCUCGGAGUGGCCAACCCCCAGUCAGACACUACUCACUGGGCAGCGCCGGUGGUUUGGCCAGCCUGCAGUCCAGCCGCUGUCGGACACCCAGCUGCACCUACUACGGACACCCCGAGACGGGCAACUACUGCUCCUACUGCUACCGGGAAGAGCUGAAGAAGAGAGAGCCAGAACCGGCCAUCCACAGGUUCUGAACGGACCUUUGCUAUGGCUUGAAUUUGAUGAGUGGCCUUUUUCAGUUAAAAAUAAAAAUAACAGCUGGGGCAGAUCAGCCUCUGAAUGGACGAGAGAAAGGCACAACCAGCUCCCUCCCUUUUUUAGUUGUGUCACUUCCUGUUGGAAUAGACGACCUCAGAAAGUGGCAGAGAGUCGACACGACCACAGAAUAAACAGGGUGGUUUCUGGCUGCUGGGGUCACACGUUAGACCAUAGAAUAAACUAACUGCACUUCUGUUACAUUUUGCUGUGGCUCUUAUGCAGGCGUUGUGUAUGAGUGUGUGUGCGUGUGUGUGCGUGUGUGUGCGUGUGUGUGUGUGUGUGUGUGUGUGUUUGUGUGUGUGAGCUGCAGGCUCUCCUCCUUUAUCAGUUUAACGCCUUGCUACUGUCUCCUCCUAGUGGAGAGAAUGUAUAUGGCAGGCGCCAUACAUAACACUCAUCAACGCACACAUAUACAGUACAUGCACACAUUUAUACUAAGUCAGACUCACACUGCUACACACACACACACACACACACACACACACACACACACAGAUGCAAGCACAAACAAACUCCAUUUGUGGUCUGCGAUAAUGUUUGGAUUGGUUAAUUAAGGGAUGUUUGAACAUUUUGAAGUCACAUCCGUUUCGAGUGAUUUCAGUGUUAUUCAGAUUUUACACUACUGUUACUAGAUGCUUGCGUCACAUGUACCUCGGGAACGAACAGAAGUAAUCCUUGUCGGUCAUCGUUUGCGUAAUGCAAAUUGAAACUUCCGUGCAAUGCUAAUAAUGAAGCAUUCUGUGGGCUGCUGUGGUGCUAAUGCUCCAGAAUGCAAACACAAAAAUGUCCAUGCAUUAAAGCAAACUGCUCUGCACUGUUAUCCUCCUGGCAACAAUAUCACACUAUCUUAUAUCUAUAAAUUGGAUUAUAAAGAUGUCAACCUUUUGAAGGGUUAAUGCAGCCGGCCACAUUAUUAACCAGGCAUUGCUGAACAAGACGACAUAGCAACAUGGCACUACAGUAAGAUACUUUUCCUCGAGCCUGAUCCAGAGUAUUUCAUAUGUUUGUUGCAAUGUUUUCGUUUGGGUCUUCCUGUUUUUGUAACAAGAGGUGGCGUUGAGGCAUUUGAUUACUGUGGCCACGUCAGGCAUGCAAUACUACAAACUACAAAGUCACAUCCAGCUCAACAGAUUCUUGAGACACCCGUCCCAUACGCAACACGCUAUUAAGUCAAAUUACUCAAACACAUUUAUUGGAUUUCAGACAAGUAAAGCAAUGAACAGAUCUGUUGUUCAAUCAGUGACAUCACAUGCUCUAAUGUUGUGAGGACCUCCUGCGGUUGUCUCCAGUUUCUGUUUGCAUGCUGCGAUGGGACGCAUGCAUUUUUGUUGGACAUUGAUACUCAGUAACGUUCACAUUGUACUGACGAAUUCUGGUUACAUGUUACGCCUCUGAAACUCAAAAUGACAAACCCUCUGCGCUGUGAUGGUUGACAAAUGUGAAACAUGUUUAGUCCCAUAAUCACACAACAAAAUGUCAUACAGUAACGUUGUCCUUCACAAUAGGACGUUAUUGGUUUGGUCGCCCACUGCAAACUCUGAAGUUCUACUGAAGGCAGUUCCUUGAUUUCUGACAUUCGUCCCUCCAAACCCAGUUGCGUAAAUCUCUUUUUGCACAAAUUCAAGCACUUUCCUGAUGUCCGUAGAUCCCAAAACUUUUUACUGUUUUUUGAAGUGGCCUGACUGUUGUCCUUUGUUCAUCAGACACUGCCACCUCUGUUCAUGGGAAACCAGGGGGCACAGGCCAGAUGGGUUCCUCUUAAAGAUUCAGUUACUGUAGAGCUAAAGCAUUUUGGUGCCAGCAUCACUGUCUGACUCAGUUUCCUAGUUGCCUUUUUCAGCAUCUGUCCUCGUGACGUCACAAUCCCGUUUGUACGUUGUGCGAGACGAACGUCAAGUACCCACUGCUCGCUUGAUUGCCUGCAGUUUCUACUACUACUGCCCCCAAAUUAAACAAAUUAUAGUUAUUUUUAAAUGGUGUUGAAGUUAUUACCAUUAUUGUUUUUUCAGUUAGGCGUAUCAACAAGUUGAUAUGUGGCUGAUGUUCUGUUUGAGUCUUCCGUAUUGUAAUUUCAAACGUAAGGCUGUUUUAGUUGUACUAAUGUCAACAUGACUACUAGAAUACUUAAAUUUGUGAUUAUUUCCCCUCCUAAUAAGCCAUGACGAGGAGUUUCCUUCGAGGUAGUGUGACUCUUGUCGCUCUACUCGAGUUGAAUUGAAUCUAUUCUUUGGCAUUUAAGUCUAGAAAAGCACAAUGUAGUAUGCAAUUCACUGCCUUGCCCAGUUGAGGGCGCUCUUGUUUUGUUUUUCUUUUAAACUCAGUGGAGCUUACCAACCUAAACUCAAACUACGAACAAAAAAUAACCAAAAUAUUAGAGAAUCAUUUUCAGUAGUGCUAAUUUAACACUAUGUUAGACUAUUUUCUAUGUUGCUAAAGCUGGUCAAGGAAGAAGGGAGUUUAUUUGCUGUGUAUUUAAAGUAACACUAGAGUUUUAAUGACAAUAAAACACUUAAAUGAUGCUAUUUCCCAAAAACAACAUGUGCAUUUGCUGUGUUUAUGUGUGUUGACAUGUGUCCAUGCACUAAUGUUUUAAUCCAGACGAGACCCUGACUGUGGGAAGGUGAUGCCUGUUUUAAAAAAUGCGUACGUGUGCAUACUCUGUCCCUCCCUCCAAAGUAAUAAUCAGCUAUCAAACCUUUUUUGUUUGGUUUUUUUUUGCAAUGAAACGGAUGCCUCAGAAACAUGUAAGACACCAGACUUUACAGGCUACAAACACUUUUUUGUAUUUAAGAAAAAAAACAAACAAUGAGAGGUUGUAUAAAUAUGUUCCGAGUUAUUUUUGUAAGCCCAAAGUUUUACAGUGUUUUUAAAAGGGUAAGAAUGUAUAUUGUUGGAAACUGAAGGUGUGGAUGAUAAGCUUGGAAGAGCCUGGAUUUGGUGUUUGCCAGAAAGUGACAUUUUGGCCGUCGAAGGUGACUCCCAGACGAGCCUCUCGAUCCUCGAGGCUCUCUCAUUGCAAACUAAUUUCCUCAAUGCUGACCUAACGAGACACCAUUUGAGAAUAUAUAUUUAUAGUGAGAUUUUUUUAAUAGGUUUCCUUGUGGAAUGUUUAGUUGCGACAUUUUAGGAUGUUCUUUCUCACAUGGCUAAUUGUCUAGCAGUCUGGCUUUUAUUUGUUUGUUGCUUUUAUUUUUAUUUGUACAUUUUGUUUACUUUAUUUUUUGUUUUCUACAGCCACCGAUCCGUGCUAUGCUAAAGACAUGACAGCAGCGUUCUCACUGACCCAGCUCGUUUCCUCCGAACCAGAAGAGAAAUGGCUCAGAAUUAGUUUUGCGACACAGCUGACCCGAUAUAUUUUUAUAUAUUGUAAAACACUGUAUUUUCUGUGUGAACAGAAUAUUCAUCAUCAGUGACAUUAACAUGGAAUACUUCGAGUUGCAUGGGACUGGAACUGUUGCAUGUAAAUGGCAAUCCAUUUUACCAAAUUUGUGCAUUAUUUUAACUUGAUUUCAGUUGUCCUGGUAUUUUGAUCUGUUUUUUAUUUUGUAUUGUUUUAAUGUUUUUCUUUUUUUUUCAUGAGAGGAGAGCCCUAUGGCUGUGUGACAGUGCAAUCUGGAUAGAAAGAACAUCAGAUUUUAUGUUAGGUUAUUAUUAUUAUAAUUAUUAUUUUUUUUUGCACCGUUUGAAUAAAUUCUCAUUGUAUUUCAAGAAA